ACAGGCAGUCUGGCAACGUCGCCAUCUGUAGCAAAUCGUUGUUGUGUCGAGUCUUUAUUCAUUGUUUUGUUUUCCGCCGUGCAAAGUGCAUCUGAAUGCAAUAUCGGAUCUGUGCAAGGUUCUUGCCCUUUCGCUGGUCGCUGGUGCGCAACCUGUUGAUCGCUGCCAGCGUCACCACCGCCAUCGCAGUCCCGCCGGCAUUUGCCACAGCGAGCAGUUGCUUCUCUUCCAGUGCCGCCAGCUCCAAUUCCACUUCUAGUGCCUGCUCCAAGAUGGGCGACCAACCGGCGGCGGCAGAGGGAUCCUCGGCAGCCGGGCAGUUCGCCUACCAGGCGGGCAGCAGUUCGGUGGCAUUUGUGACCACUCCGGAUCGGGAGUGCGCCAAGAAGCUGGCCCGCAGCAUCAUCGAGCGUAAAUUGGCCGCCUGCGUGAACAUUGUGCCCCAAAUAGAUUCCAUCUACAUGUGGGAGGGCAAGAUCACCGAGGACUCCGAGUACCUGAUGAUGAUCAAGACGCUCACCAGCCGCAUCGACGACCUGACCAAGUUCGUCCGCGAGAAUCAUCCUUACAGCGUCGCCGAGGUCAUCUCGCUGCCCAUCCAAAAUGGCAAUCCGCCGUAUCUCGAUUGGAUCGCACAGACGGUGCCUAAAAAGGUCAAGAGCCAAGACUAAAAUAUAUUUAUAAUCCAUUUAAUUGAAAUUAAACGGUUAUCUAAAGCA
This is a messenger RNA of Drosophila teissieri, 719 nucleotides long. RefSeq names its product protein CutA homolog. NCBI's taxonomy places the organism in Eukaryota, Metazoa, Arthropoda, Insecta, Diptera, Drosophilidae. The transcript has a single exon. Gene Ontology annotation, molecular function: copper ion binding. The coding region runs from base 96 to 671 and encodes 191 amino acids. The record is from RefSeq and is a predicted model, not a curated record. Gene Ontology annotation, biological process: response to metal ion.